AUGUCCGUAAAGAGGAUAGACAUCACCUCGGACAUACAAUGUCCAUUCUGCUUGAUAGGUGUCAAGCAGUUACUGAACACUCUCGAGAAGUACAAGAACGACCAUCCUGAGUCAUCAGAAUAUCAAAUUCGAUUGUUACCAUACCAGUUAGAUCCAUGUUUGACACACGAACCUUCGAGCAGAUUGGAUUACUAUAAGAAGAAAUUUGGUGAAGAGAAAGCCAAACAAAUUACAAGUGCUAUGGGAGCGAGAUUGGAGAGUCUGGGAUAUAAAAGCGAUUACGGCGGUACCGUUUCUUCCACCCACCUUGCCCACCGAAUCCAAACUUAUGCACUCCUUAAAACCCCUUCCAAGCAGCUCCCAUUGGCUAUGGACAUAUUUGAGGGAUUCAACGGAUAUAAGAAAGAUCCAUCAGACAAGCAGUGGUUGUCCUCCCUGGCGGUCAAACACUCCAUAUUCGAAAAUGAACAGCAAGCCACGCAAUGGUUGGAAGGGAACGAAUGUGAUGAACAGGUCAGGCAGAGUUAUAUGAUUGCGAAGAAAUUGGGUGUAACGGGUGUACCGUUCUUUGUCUUCCAAGGGCAAUAUGCUGCGUCGGGUGCGAUGGGUGAAGAAGAGUUUUACAAGUUACUGGAAGAAAUUGAUAAGAGAGAAAGUACACCCAAACAGGAUUCACCAGCCAUCAUCGCUCAAGGAGAGGUUUGCCAGAAAGACAGUGUAUGCUGCAAGGUCUAA
This is a messenger RNA of Kwoniella botswanensis, 735 nucleotides long. RefSeq lists its product as uncharacterized. The coding region runs from base 1 to 735 and encodes 244 amino acids. NCBI's taxonomy places the organism in Eukaryota, Fungi, Basidiomycota, Tremellomycetes, Tremellales, Cryptococcaceae. The transcript is spliced from 5 exons. Gene Ontology annotation, molecular function: oxidoreductase activity. The record is from RefSeq and is a predicted model, not a curated record.